This is a messenger RNA of Megalopta genalis, 1697 nucleotides long. It is a transcript of the gene eEF1gamma, whose product is annotated as elongation factor 1-gamma. Gene Ontology annotation, biological process: translational elongation. Gene Ontology annotation, molecular function: translation elongation factor activity. Gene Ontology annotation, cellular component: cytoplasm; nucleus. The record is from RefSeq and is a predicted model, not a curated record. Lineage: Eukaryota; Metazoa; Arthropoda; Insecta; Hymenoptera; Halictidae.
AUGUCAACUAUUUCCCAACUUCUGCAUAAUUGUAGGGUUCGAUGUCGUAGCGUAGAAACGUAAUAAAUCGCUUGCCAAUCGUGACGCUUGUGUUCGAUUCUAACUUCUCCAAAUAUUUAAAGUUUUAUCCACGAGUACACCACCGAUCUAUAUACCAUAGAAUAUCGAAUCAUAGAUAGGAAUGCCGAUUUCAAUGGUGACUCUUGAACGGAAGAAGUAGGGCAGACGAUUUUCGGUGAACAGUGGCGUGUCUGUCGUGGUGGAAACCUUUAUGCAUUCAAGAGAAACGAUCCUUACCGGCCUUCGACUUCCUCUUCCCGUAACUGGAUAUAAUGGCGUCCGGAACUCUGUACACCUACCCAGAAAACUUCAGAGCCUACAAGGUACUGAUCGCGGCUCAGUACUCCGGCGCUCAGGUCAAGAUUGCAGAUGACUUCGUUUUCGGUGAAACGAAUAAAUCCGAAGCCUUCUUGAAGAAAUUCCCCCUGGGAAAGGUACCAGCGUUCGAAACAAACGAUGGAAAAUGUAUCACAGAGAGCAAUGCGAUUGCUUAUUAUGUGGCUAACAACCAGUUGAGGGGCAAGGACGAUCUCGAACGUGCAGAAAUCAUUCAAUGGUUUGGAUUCGCGGAUUCUGAGAUUCUUCCAGCUAGUUGUGCAUGGGUUUUCCCAUUGCUUGGUAUUAUGCCUUACAAUAAACAGACUGUGGAACACGCCAAGGAAGACAUAAAGAAAGCAAUGACUGCCCUUAAUUCUCAUUUACUUACACGUACUUACUUGGUAGGAGAACGCUUGACUCUGGCUGACAUUAGCGUAGCCAUGACACUACUUCAUUUAUACCAGUAUAUAUAUGAACCCAACUUGCGUAAACCAUACCAGAAUGUAAAUCGAUGGUUCCAAACUGUAAUUUACCAACCUGAAUCUAUGGCUGUAAUUGGUGCCUUUAAAUUGGCUGAGAAAACACUUGAAUACAAUCCAAAGAAGUUUGUAGAAACCCAAAGAAAAACUUCUAAGAAGGAGAAAAAGGAGAAGGAAUCCAAAAAGGAACCGAAAGAAGCUAAGGUAGCAGCCAAGAAGGAACCGGUAGAGGAAUUAGAUCCUACAGAUGCUGCUUUGGCUGCUGAACCCAAGUCGACAAAUCCUUUUGAUACUUUGCCUAAAGGCACCUUUGAUCUUGACGAUUUCAAGAGAUUUUAUUCCAACGAAGACGAGGCAAAAUCCAUACCAUACUUCUGGGAGAAGUUUGACCCAGAACACUACAGCAUCUGGCUUGGUGAAUAUAAAUUCAAUAACGAAUUAACAAAGGUUUUCAUGUCUUGCAAUUUAAUCAGUGGUAUGUAUCAACGAUUAGACAAAAUGCGUAAGGCUGCAUUCGCUAGCGCAUGUUUAUUCGGCACGGACAAUAACAGUAGUAUCAGUGGUAUUUGGGUUUGGCGCGGACAAGAGCUCGCUUUUACGCUGUGUCCAGACUGGCAAGUAGAUUAUGAGUCAUACAGUUGGACCAAGUUAGAGCCGAGUAAAGACGAAACAAAACAGUUGGUUCAACAAUACUUCAGCUGGACUGGUACCGAUAAAAUGGGGCGUGAAUUUAACCAGGGAAAAAUUUUCAAGUAAACCUUUGCCCUAUGCUUGCUAUUAAACGGAACAUUUUGUUCGCAUGAAAUAAACGUAAAAAAAAUUGAUCUAAGUACCAUCGAA